CCACGCGAUCAAGUAGGAAUCGUUGCACUGACGGUGGGAGUCGGAACGUGAGCGCUACAAAUACAUUGAUCAGCAAUCAUGAGUUUGUUAACAAAGCCCAAGUCGGAAAUGAGCCCAGAAGAGCUCCAGAAACGUGAAGAGGAGGAAUUCAACACAGGCCCCCUGUCGGUGCUCACCCAGUCGGUCAAGAACAACACACAAGUCCUCAUUAACUGUCGCAACAACAAAAAGUUGCUUGGUAGAGUCAAGGCUUUUGACAGGCACUGCAAUAUGGUCUUGGAGAACGUGAAGGAGAUGUGGACUGAAGUUCCCAAGAGUGGCAAAGGAAAGAAGAAGUCAAAACCGGUGAAUAAGGAUCGCUACAUCUCUAAAAUGUUUCUUAGAGGGGACUCUGUCAUUGUUGUGCUGAGAAAUCCUCUCAUCACAGGAAAAUGAACUAAAUGGUGUUCUGUGGAUUUGCCCAGGGUCUAUCUUUGUUUUUCAUGCAAAAAGUUUUUUUUUUUCAUAAUUUUUUUGUUGUUGUUGUUUCCCAAUGUUUAAGGCAAAGUGCCCAAAGAAAAUAAGGAUUUGAUUUGUAUACAGAUAGCUUCUGUAUUUUUCAAUUUAAUAAUAAAAGUGAAAGUAAUUGCAGCUUA
Phycodurus eques (leafy seadragon) is the source of this 635-nucleotide messenger RNA. RefSeq names its product small nuclear ribonucleoprotein D2 polypeptide (gene snrpd2). Gene Ontology annotation, biological process: spliceosomal snRNP assembly; RNA splicing. Lineage: Eukaryota; Metazoa; Chordata; Actinopteri; Syngnathiformes; Syngnathidae. The record is from RefSeq and is a predicted model, not a curated record. The transcript has 3 exons. Gene Ontology annotation, cellular component: U5 snRNP; U2 snRNP; precatalytic spliceosome. Gene Ontology annotation, molecular function: RNA binding. Bases 79 to 435 code for a protein of 118 amino acids.